AUGCCUCGCGAUGCCCACUGCGCGGGGUGGGGGAAGGCUCGUCCCGCUCGCACACGGGGACGUGCGGAUCGCACACGGGCUCGCACGCUUCCCCGUUUCAGACAGCGCUUUGGAGAGAUAACUGGAACACUGGAUGGCUUUGUUCUUUUUAAACCACAACGCCGACUGCCCAGGUCUUCCUCAGAAGACCAUGAGUAUCGAGCCUUUCUGGCAAGGGUGUCCAGAGCCGACAAGCAUUUGCCUGAUGUUGGGGUGUGUUUUGUUUUGAUUUUUCAAGACCCAGCCUUACAAACAUUAUAA
Messenger RNA from Pipistrellus nathusii (Nathusius's pipistrelle), 300 nucleotides. NCBI's taxonomy places the organism in Eukaryota, Metazoa, Chordata, Mammalia, Chiroptera, Vespertilionidae. The record is from the annotation of a GenBank genome assembly.